AUGGCGGCCCUACGCUGCCAGCGCUCCAACAUCCUUAGUUCUCUCCGACAUCGCAGUGCGCCAGCCUUCCGCACCGUCCCUAUCCGCCAGGCAAGUACCUCCUCGGCGCCGCCCGCAACUGGCCGCACUGCGCUCUACGGCACGCUCUUCGCGGUUUCCGCCGGUCUCUUCUCCGUCUACUACUUCGACUCUCGUUCAGCCAUUCACCGUUAUGUCUUCACACCUGUCUUGCGGUACAUCUUCGACGCGGAGACGUCCCAUAAAAUUGCUGUGAAAGUGCUUCGGAGCGGUCUGGGGCCGCGCGAUCCUCUGACCGAUGACGAGAGGCUGCAGUGCGAGUUCUUGGGCCAGAAGCUUCAUAACCCCAUCGGUCUCGCCGCUGGUUUCGACAAGGAUGGUGAAGCGGUCGAUGGCCUUCUGAACUUGGGAUUCAGCUGGGUGGAGAUUGGUAGUGUCACACCAAAGCCUCAGCCAGGUAACCCUCGUCCACGCGUGUUCCACCUGCCCGACGACGCCGCACUCAUCAACCGUUAUGGCUUCCCUUCUGAUGGCUCUGUGUCUGUCUUGACGCGUCUCCGUGCGCGCAUACCCAAGUUCACCCAAGUUGAUGAGAGCUCGACAGCUGCACUCCGCCCGGGGGCGAUCCUCGCCGUGAACCUUGGCAAGAACAAGACAUCACCGGCGGACUCUGUCGAUGACUUCGUCUCGGGCGUAUGGACGUUUGGGCCAGUUGCGGAUGUAUUGGUCGUGAACGUUUCCAGUCCGAACACACCGGGGCUGAGAGGUUUGCAGAACCGGGAGCUGCUUGAUGAGCUGCUGAAGCAAGUGACUGAAGCACGCGACGCCCUACCUCCAUCACCCAUUACCUCCCGUCGGCCAAGGCUUGUGCUUAAACUCGCACCAGAUCUGGAGGAAUUUCAGACCAUCGAGAUUGCUGAGGUGAUACGGCAUAGCGGUGUAGAUGGUGUCAUUGUCAGCAACACCACCGUCGCUCGACCUUCAAAUCUGCUAGACGCCAACAAAGUUGAGGUUGGAGGUCUCUCGGGAGUACCGCUCAAGUCAUUUGCUCUCCGUACCCUGAAGACCCUCCGAUCCAACCUUCCAGCUAACAUCCCUAUCAUAGGGUGUGGUGGCAUAAGCAGUGGUGCUGAUGCCCUUGAAUAUGCUCGCGCUGGAGCCUCGCUCGUGCAGGUGUACACCAGCUUUGGCUACGACGGCGCGGGCAUGUGCCGACGGAUCAAAGAUGAACUCGCUGGGCUGCUCGCGACGGAGGGCACAACCUGGAAAGAGGUGACCCAGCAAGCGGUCGAGUCGCUGAGUCUGCAAAAGGAACCCGAAAAGGACGGUACGAUUGGCAAGCUCGUCGAGGAAGCGACCGAGCUGCAGGGUCUACUUGACAAGCUAGGGGAGAAGCUGGGAAAUGCAGGAGAAGGGGACAAUAAUCUUGCUCAGGACAUUGGAGGGAGUCCGCCAGGCGUAGCUGCUAUCAUCUCGUCAUGAUUAAUCCAUUAUUCAGCUAGACUGCUUUCCUAGACCCUUUGCCUAGUGGGCGCUAUAGAUAUCGUAUGCACGCAACAUGGGACGUUUUUUGCGCAUGAGCUCGAGAUGUUCCACAUACACGCACCUGGAUAGGUCAAAUAUGCGAUUACGCCAUUUUGAUGCA
Molecule: messenger RNA, 1663 nt
Organism: Coniophora puteana RWD-64-598 SS2
Lineage: Eukaryota; Fungi; Basidiomycota; Agaricomycetes; Boletales; Coniophoraceae
Exons: 6
Coding region: 1-1500 (499 amino acids)
Biological process (GO): pyrimidine ribonucleotide biosynthetic process; 'de novo' pyrimidine nucleobase biosynthetic process
Cellular component (GO): mitochondrial inner membrane; cytoplasm
Molecular function (GO): dihydroorotate dehydrogenase activity
Source: RefSeq, a predicted model, not a curated record